AUGCCUUUCCUUGUGCAGGUUCAAAACGACGUGCCUACUAAAUCUCUUCCAAAUCCUCCACCCCUAGGCUAUCCUGUUCCCGCCCACCGCCAUGCAGUCUCUGUUCAGCUACCGACAUGGCAGGACAUGCGCGGGAUGGUCGCACAAGAACCGCGUGUUAGUCUUGUGCAGCAAAUCGGCUAUCCCAGGUCUUUUCUUAACCAAGAUGUCGUGAAGGUCAACAAUGCUUGUCUGGCUCUUCUCGGACAUGCGGAUGAGAAGUGCCUGAUAUUCCCAGCAUUGGAUCAUGCACUGGCCUGCCAGGCCACGAUAGCCGACUCGGCACCAGAAGCAGCAGAUCGCGUUCGGAUCCAGGCCGCAGACUUCCUCCUAUCUGAGCCCCCGGUGACAGUGGCAACAACUACCGUCUCAGAGACUCGCCAGAGCACUCACAACGCUCGGCGGCGCUUCUUUCUCGUCUUUUUCCCUUCGCAAGUCAAUGCCAGCGCCAUGGUCUUUUGGCGGCUCACUGGAACGGGCAUCUCAUCGCGCCUCGCCCAGAGCAUGCACGAGCAUCUUGAAAGCAUAGCUCCGGCGCCUGCAUAUGAGCUGUUCGGGAGCAAUUCGGACCUCCUCCGCGAGUUCGCAGAUGCGCAAGCCGACGAUAUGGUGCGCGCACGCAUUGUGAAGCUCCUCCAGCGCGCUUCCAUUGACCCUGCUCAAAGCGCCCGCUUUGCAUCAACAGAUGUCUUCCUCUAUCCGACCGGCAUGGCCGCCAUUUAUGAGGCCAACAAGUUGCUACAGAGCUGGCGAUCGACGCAGACAAUCGUAUUUGGGUUCCCUUACGAGCUCACAUUAAAGAUGAUACAGAAGUAUGGGCUGGCGUGCAGGUUCUACGGGUUCGGUACUCCAGCCGAAUUGGAUGAGUUCGAAGGAUAUCUCGCCAAUGAAUGGGAGCAGGGACGUAUGGUGCAAUCGGUGUGGUGCGAAUGCGCAUCAAAUCCGCUGCUGAGAACUGUCGAUCUGCAACGCAUUAGACACUUGGCCGAUACGUACGGCUUCGUGGUGGUCGUUGACGAGACGAUUGGCAGCUUUGCCAACGUCGACGUCGCAGGUAUUGCGGACGUCAUCGUUACAUCCCUCACCAAGAGCUUUAGCGGCAAUGCCAAUGUUAUGGCUGGAAGUAUCAUCCUAAAUCCCUCGUCGCCAUUCUACGCGUUGCUCAAGCAGUCUCUUGACAGCACGUACGUAAAUGAGCUCUUCGGCGCCGACUCACGCGUGCUCGAGUAUAAUAGCCGCAAGUUCCUUGCCCGCGCCGCCAUCAUGAACAGGAACGCGCAGCACCUUGUCUCGGUCCUAGGUUCCUUCGCCGGCACGUCGUCCAGCACGCUCACGCACAUCUAUUACCCAUCAACCUGCUGGUCGCGCGAGAACUACGAGGCGCGUAUGCGCACCGCCACAGCCGAGUUCGUCUCCGGGUAUGGCGGCCUGUUCACGCUUGAGUUCGAGAGUGUGGUGGCAGCGGCGACCUUCUUUGACGCACUGAACGUGCACAAAGGCCCGUCGCUGGGCGCGCAUGUGACGCUUGCGCAGCCAUACGUGCAAACGGUAUUCAUGCGGGAGAAGGAGUGGGCGGCGUCGUACGGGCUGAGCGAGUCUAUCGUGCGCAUUUCGGUGGGCUUAGAGGACGAGCAGGCGCUGGGCGACGAGUUCACGCGGGCGCUUCGUCUAGCGAACCGGUUCAAGGCUGGAAGAGAGCUGAGUGGGCACUUGGAGAGCUUUCUGUAGUUGGAUUAGAUUGAUAGCCGAUAGAUUUUGCACACGAAUUCGCGUGAUGCACGCGAUCACCAAAACACUCC
Macroventuria anomochaeta is the source of this 1838-nucleotide messenger RNA. RefSeq names its product cystathionine gamma-synthase. Bases 1 to 1767 code for a protein of 588 amino acids. The transcript has 2 exons. NCBI's taxonomy places the organism in Eukaryota, Fungi, Ascomycota, Dothideomycetes, Pleosporales, Didymellaceae. Gene Ontology annotation, molecular function: cystathionine gamma-synthase activity; pyridoxal phosphate binding. The record is from RefSeq and is a predicted model, not a curated record. Gene Ontology annotation, biological process: transsulfuration.